Messenger RNA from Hypanus sabinus (Atlantic stingray), 2270 nucleotides. RefSeq names its product mediator complex subunit 27 (gene med27). Gene Ontology annotation, molecular function: transcription coactivator activity. NCBI's taxonomy places the organism in Eukaryota, Metazoa, Chordata, Chondrichthyes, Myliobatiformes, Dasyatidae. Bases 18 to 953 code for a protein of 311 amino acids. Gene Ontology annotation, biological process: regulation of transcription by RNA polymerase II. The transcript has 8 exons. The record is from RefSeq and is a predicted model, not a curated record. Gene Ontology annotation, cellular component: mediator complex.
GAGGCAGCGGUGGGAAGAUGGCGGAUUCUUUGAGUGUUGGGAUUAAUCUUGAUGCUUUUUCUCAUGCGAUUAACGCCAUUCAACAACUUCGCUCCAGUGUUACCCGCGUUUUUGAUACUCUCAAGGAUGGGAUGAAGAACAAAGAGACGUUGGAAGGCAGAGAGAAAGCGUUUAUCAGUGAUUUUCAGGAGAACCUUCAUGCUGUGAACAGGGAUCUGAAUGAGUUGGAACGCUUGAGUAACUUGGUAGGGCGACCAUCAGAGAGCCAUCCUCUCCAUAACAGUGGCUUAUUGAGUCUCGAUCCGGUUCAGGAUAAAACUCCUCUCUACAGCCAACUUUUGCAGGCAUACAAAUGGUCUAACAAGCUCCAAUAUCAUGCUGGUCUGGCUUCUGGUCUGUUAAACCAGCAGUCCCUGAAAAGAUCAGCUAUGCAGAUGGGUGUAUCUGCAAAACGUAGGCCAAAGGUUCAACCUACCACCCUCGCUCUGCCACCUCAAUAUGUGGAUGAUGUUAUUGCACGGAUUGAUCGAAUGUUUCCUGACAUGUCCCUUCAGUUAUCCAGACCAAAUGGUUCCUCUGCUGUGCUGCUGGUUACACUUGGAAAGGUUUUAAAGGCAAUUGUUGUAAUGAGGAGUCUAUUCAUUGAUCGGACAAUCGUUAAGGCUUACAAUGAAAACGUCUACACAGAAGAUGGGAAGCUGGAUAUAUGGUCCAAGUCAAAUUAUCAUGUAUUUCAGAAGGUGACGGAUCAUGCCACUACAGCACUGCUGCAUUAUCAGCUGCCUCAAAUGCCAGACGUAGUUGUCAGGUCCUUCAUGACUUGGCUGCGAAGUUACAUUAAAUUAUUCCAGGCUACGUGUCAGCGAUGUGGAAAAUAUCUUCAGGAUGGACUACCUCCCACGUGGAGGGACUUCCGCACGCUUGAGGCCUUUCAUGAUACUUGCAGGCAGUAACAUUUGACUCCUGGUCUUGUUGCUAAGGAUCAUAUCAGGAUUUAAUGAUGUAUACUUCACAAGAUUCAAAGACAUUGAUUUGAUAUGCUUAGUUUAAGAAUUCUAAACUAUUUCCUGCAGGGUAGAAUGAUUCUUCCACCAAUUUUGUAUUCAGAAAAAAUUAUUUUAUUAUAAAAGACCUUAAAUUGGUAUGAAUAAUGUUACAUAUAAAUAGGUUAUGUAAAUCAUUGAAUUUAACAUUUUUAAGGGUAAAUUUUUUUAAAAAUUAUAUCAUGGUUUACAUAUGUACAUUAGGACUUACUUUAAUAUUUGUCCUUUUUAUUCUGCAUUCAUAUCAUGUUCCAGGCUUAUCUUACUCAUAUACUCAGCUGUCUGUGCUAAAAUCAGAAAUUCAUAAGGCUCUUCCACUUAAGUGUACAGCCAUUAAUGUUUACAGCAAAGUUUUGCCAAGGCUUAUGUCCUCUUAUUUUUUGCUCUCUGUCAUAAACACUUGGAUCAUUUCUUAUUUUCACUUCUCACCAUGUAACUCUGAAAUGCGUUUUACUUCUGUCAUAUUUUCAUUUCAUUAACUAAAUUAACAUAUUUUAAACAUGAUUCUAGAAAUGGCUACAUUGCAGUUAUAAAACUCAAGGUAACAUUUCAUCAUUAACUUCAGUUUCAACACCAUUGUUCCUAAGACAUUUGACAGACAGCAGGAAACAUGCAGUUAUUUUUUGAAACCUGGGGAAAUUAAUGUAAUUAUUCUUUAUGAGAGGUAGGGAUAAUUGUGUGAAAGAAUAUCACAGCCAUCAGUCUAUUCACAUUUCAACAUGGGGUUCUGGAAUGUUCUUGAAGAUGUCUUUGCAUUGUUUUUGGUAUGAUAGCAAACAGAAACUAGACUAAAUUGUCAAGUCAUAAUCGAAAAUCAUAAUUUGAAUUGGCCUUUAACCUCAGUCUAAUGAGAGGUUUCUGAGGAGAUAAUUUAGGAAAAGGUUGCCAGUUACUGCACAGGAUUGGGCAAAAUAGUGGUUACAUUUGCCUAGAUUUUCCAUGUCAGUUUUAAUCCAUAACCAUUUGCUUUUUCUGAUGGGCCUAUGAGUAUUCCUAUACUUGUGUCACCUGAAAAUAAUGUGGAUUGAGAUGCAUCUAGUGCUUCAACAACAUUUUCAAGAGAAAUGUUACUUUAAUGGUUUAAACAGGUAAGCUUGUUAUGUCUUGUUUUGUCAUAGCCAGAAUUAUUUCAUGUUGAAUUGGAACCUAGAAAUUCUCCAUUUCAAAAUUGCAUUGUGAGUUUUGAAUGUCAUAUGUUUUUUUAAAUACUAAAUUGAACUGAUGGAC